UAUACAUGUAUAUUGUUUGCCUUAUGCCAUUGUCUAUCAUCACAUUCCCCUCUCAAACUCUCCUCUUUCAAUUCCUUUGAAUAUCUUCUAUAUCUUCUACUUCCUCUUGUAAUGUACUAACAUCUCUUCAUAGGUUCUCCAACUUGUAGUGUGUUUGUUUCAACAGUAACACAUACAAAAAAGAUUAUUUAAGAAAUAUGAAGAACAUUCUCGUACUUGGAUUUCACACAUUGUUCACCAUUGCAUUCCUCUUCAUGGCAAUCACUCUAAGCCACCCUUCUCAUCGUUACAUUUCCGGCACCUAUAAUGGAGAUCAAGAAAGCCAUAUGAACCCGGAGAAUGUAGCAAAGGAAGGGCUUGGGAUGGAGCUAUACCCAACUGGUUCGAACCUGCCAGACUGUUCCCACGCAUGCGAAUCGUGCUUUCCAUGCAAGAGGGUGAUGGUGGGAUUCAAGUGCUCAACUGAGUCAUGCCCAAUUGUUUACAUGUGCUUGUGCAAAGGAAAAUACUACCAUGUACCUUCCAAUUGAAACGAAACGCCUCGAUUGUGUAGGCCUAACCAACUAGUCAAAUUUCUGAUAAUGUAGUCGGUGAUCACUUAUUAGUCUGAACUUUCCUUUGUGGCCAAAAGCUUCCCUUUUGUGCAUAAGGAGGGUGGAAAUUGAGAACAAGUGGGGAGAAGGAUGAUGAGAAGUUUAGUAGUAGGCGGAUAAAAUGAAUUAGGAAUGUGCUUUUUUCUUUUCUUUUUUUUUUUAAUAUCUGAAAAUGUUUGGCAUCA
Messenger RNA from Camellia sinensis, 778 nucleotides. NCBI's taxonomy places the organism in Eukaryota, Viridiplantae, Streptophyta, Magnoliopsida, Ericales, Theaceae. The record is from RefSeq and is a predicted model, not a curated record.